This is a messenger RNA of Drosophila takahashii, 2428 nucleotides long. Its product is annotated as sodium-independent sulfate anion transporter. Gene Ontology annotation, biological process: transmembrane transport. Gene Ontology annotation, molecular function: sulfate transmembrane transporter activity. NCBI's taxonomy places the organism in Eukaryota, Metazoa, Arthropoda, Insecta, Diptera, Drosophilidae. Gene Ontology annotation, cellular component: plasma membrane. The record is from RefSeq and is a predicted model, not a curated record.
UUAGUAGUGCUGCUGCUCUUUCUGCGGCUUCAAAUCAUUCCCGCAGUGGAUGGCCACGCGAUCGGUUCGGCUUUCAGAGAUCCAGAGUAUCGGUUUCCCGAGUGAGAGUGCCAUGAAGCCUUAGAAACUUAGGAAAUCUUACAGUUAAACAAAAAAUCAAACCUAAGAAACAGUUUAAAAAAAUCUAAAAAAUGAGCAACGGUCACACGAACAGUGGUUUCAACGGGGGAUCCGAGGUGUCCUUGGAUAUACCCACCAAUACCCUAUAUCACACUUCGCGGGACUGUAUAGUUCAGGAGGAGCAGGGACCCAACGAGAGCUGUUUGGAGGGCACCCAGAGCUGCUGCUCAAAUCUGUGGUCCAAUAUCUUUAGGAAGAAAACCCUGUACAAGAGAUUUCCCAUCUUGACCUGGCUGCCGCAGUACAAAAAGGAUUAUAUUUUCGGUGAUAUAGUGGCUGGGGUAUCCGUCGCUCUAACGGUGAUUCCCCAGGCUUUGGCCUACGCUGGAAUAGCAGGAUUGGAUCUGCAAUAUGGAUUGUAUGCCUGUUUCCUGGGCUGCUUUAUAUACAUCUUCAUAGGAUCUAGUAAGGAUGUGCCCAUAGGACCCACGGCCAUUUCAGCGCUGUUAUCCUUUCAAAUCGCCGGUGGAAGUUGGCAAGUGGCCACCCUGUUGACCUUUCUCACAGGACUCAUCGAGAUCCUGAUGGGUGUUUUCCGGUUGGGAUUCCUCAUCGAUUUCGUUUCUGGACCCGUGGGAGCGGGCUUCACCAGUGCCGUUUCCCUGAUCAUCUUCAGCUCGCAGAUGAAGGACUUUUUGGGCAUCAAGACCAGCGGCAAUACCUUCCUGCAAGUGUGGAUUAGCAUUGUGAAUGAUAUACACAACAUUAGCUGGCCGGAUUUUAUCCUGGGACUCAUCUGUAUUACCCUAUUGCUGAGUUUGAGGGCCCUGGCUAGCUGCACUUUGGGUCCCAAGGAAGGAAAGACCACCAGUCAAAAACUGUUGACUGGAAUAUUUUGGACCAUUGGAACAGCACGAAAUGCUUUGUUGGUUUGUGGAACCGCAGGACUAGGCUACUGGUUGUUUGUCAACGGAAAGGAGAACCUGGUGAAAACCGUAGGUUUUGUUCCCAAGGGAUUGCCCUCCUUCCAGCCACCUCCCUUCCACAUGGAUGCUAUUGUGAAUGGAACCACUGGGGAGAUCAUCCAAGAGGCCCAGAGCUUCUGGGACAUGGUCAGUACCUUGGGAUCUGGUCUCAUAGUGGUUCCCUUGAUUGCCCUCCUGGAAACAAUGGCCGUUGUUCAAGCCUUUGCUGAUGGAAAACCCACGGACGCCACUCAGGAGUUGAUAGCCUCCGGCGUUUGCAAUGUGGCCAACUCAUUUGUCCAGGGUCUGCGGAGCAACGGAGGCAUCGCCAGGGGAGCCAUCCUCAACGCCAGUGGAGUGAGGACCCAGCUGUCCAAUCUCUACACCGGUGUGAUCGUGAUCAUCGCCCUGCUCUAUCUUACGCCCUGCUUUUAUUACAUUCCUAAGGCGGCACUGGCCUCUAUUAUUAUUGCGGCGGUGAUCUUCAUGGUCCAGUACCGAGUGAUCAAGCCCAUGUGGCAUAGUAAAAAAACCGAUCUCAUACCCGGUUUGGGUGCCUUUUUCGCCUGUCUGGUUCUGCCCCUGCAAUUGGGCAUCCUUGUGGGCAUCGGCAUAAACGUGGUCUUUAUUCUCUAUCAGGCAGCCAGGCCAAAGCUGCGCAUCGAAACUCUGGCGACAACUUCUGGCCUGAAGUACCUGAUGCUCACCCCCGAUCGCUGCCUGAUCUUCCCCUCGAUGGAGUUUGUGCGAAAGGUGAUUAACAAGCAGGGCCAAAAGUCCACUUUACCAGUGGUCAUAGAUUGCACCCACAUCUAUGGAGCGGAUUUCACGGCCGCCAAGGUGAUCUCCACCAUGGUGAUGGACUUUAAGCUAAGGGAGCAGCCGCUCUUCUUCUACAAUCUGCAGCCGCGAGUGGCGCAGGUCUUCGAGGGAUUGAACAAGGAUCUGAUGGUCAUAUAUGAUAUUACCACCCUGCACAGCAAGCUGGCGGAGAAGUCACCUCCUCCGAUCUGAAGAGGGAUCCAAAGAAAUCCGACGGGAGAGAUCAACGCUGCAACCUCGUCAUGCGAUAGUCUUAGUCUAAUCUCGCUCUAGGUCUAUGUGUAUUAGUACUAGCAACUAGCAACUUAGUCUAGCUCGCCGAGGCCAGCGACUAAAACUUAAAAUGUGGACUGCCCACGCUCAUCGCCUUAGUUGAAGGUACCAUUAUACCAUUCCAUGUGGCUAAAGGCUAGCUCACCUUAAUUAGCAUUUAAGUUGCGGCAAUAUUCCACCUUUCCGCAGAUCGGUCUGCACAAUAUUUAUAUUUAUUCGGCCUCUGGCGAAACGCUGUGAAUUUCCAG